GUUACGACGUAGCGUGGCCGGAGCCUCUGAUGAGCCCGACGGUCCCAGGAAGCAACGCUGCUAAUUUCGUAUUUUAUAGCGAUAAAGAAGGAGGGAAGCGAUGCAUCUGAGGUCAGGGAUAUCACAUGAAGACAUUAAAAUAUUUUCAAAUUAUUUCAGAUUAGAUUGCUGUCAACGUCAGAGGACUUUUGUUAUGAUUUGGCGUUGAUAUCGGCGAUGUUUACUGUGCAGCCUGAUAAGUUCCUCUAAACGGUCGCCAAUAUCUGGAGCCUCAAGGCUUCGACUGCCUAAAUAUUAGGCAGGAAAAAACACAUAUAUUUUUUUCAUCUGGGUCGUGAGCUGGCGACGAGCCAAUAAUUGACUCUGGAGCAGGACACGGAGGAUAGUAUGGCCAUGACGGGAGGGACUGCAGCUGCCCUUCCCAUGAGCAACCACACCCGAGAGAGGGUGACUGUGGCCAAGCUGACACUGGAAAACUUCUACAGCACUCUGCUCACCCAGCAUGAGGAGCGUGAGAUGAGGCAGAAGAAGCUGGAGAAGGCCAUGGAUGAAGAGGGUUUGCCAGAUGAGGAGAAAGUAAUGCGCCGCUCGCAGCAUGCCCGUAAGGAGACUGAGUUUUUGCGACUGAAGAGGACACGACUUGGCUUGGAUGACUUCGAGUCCCUUAAAGUUAUUGGACGAGGUGCUUUUGGCGAGGUCCGUUUGGUGCAGAAAAAGGACACAGGGCACAUUUAUGCCAUGAAGAUUUUAAGAAAAGCAGACAUGCUGGAGAAGGAACAGGUUGCUCAUAUCCGGGCAGAGAGGGAUAUUCUGGUGGAGGCGGACGGCUGGGUGGUCAAGAUGUUCUACAGCUUCCAGGACAAGAGGAACCUCUACCUCAUCAUGGAGUUCCUGCCUGGAGGCGACAUGAUGACCCUGCUGAUGAAGAAAGACACUCUGUCUGAAGAGGCCACACAGUUCUACAUCGCAGAGACAGUUCUGGCCAUCGACUCCAUCCACCAGCUGGGCUUCAUCCACAGAGACAUCAAACCAGACAACCUGCUGCUGGACUCCAGGGGACAUGUGAAACUGUCAGAUUUUGGCUUGUGUACGGGUCUGAAGAAGGCUCAUCGCACAGAAUUUUAUAGGAACCUGACGCACAACCCGCCAAGUGACUUCUCCUUUCAAAAUAUGAACUCCAAGAGGAAAGCGGAAACCUGGAAGAAGAACCGGAGACAGCUUGCUUAUUCUACUGUUGGAACGCCAGACUACAUCGCUCCAGAGGUCUUCAUGCAGACGGGAUACAACAAGCUGUGCGAUUGGUGGUCUCUGGGCGUCAUCAUGUAUGAAAUGCUCAUCGGUUAUCCACCCUUCUGCUCCGAGACGCCGCAGGAGACAUACAGAAAGGUGAUGAAUUGGAAGGAAACCCUCGUCUUCCCACCUGAAGUUCCCAUCUCUGAGAGGGCCAAAGACUUAAUAUUAAGGUAUUGCACUGAUGCUGAGAACAGGAUUGGAGCUGUGAGUGUGGAGGAGAUCAAGAGUCAUCAGUUUUUUGAGUCGGUGGACUGGGAGCACAUCAGGGAGCGGCCAGCAGCCAUCUCCAUUGAAAUCAAGAGUAUCGACGACACCUCAAACUUUGACGACUUCCCUGAAUCAGACAUCCUUCAGCCAGCCAGUGCAACGGAGCCAGACUUCAAGUCGAAGGACUGGGUGUUCCUCAACUACACAUACAAACGCUUUGAGGGUCUGACUCAGCGAGGCACCAUCCCCACAUACAUGAAGGCAGGGAAGGCCUGAAACGUUGUUGUGGAGAAAAAAAAAAAGACGUUUUACGGACACAGGGUCGGGUCGUGGAGCCCCGCUGGUGCUGAAGGCUGCGCUGUCAGCAUCUCAGUAUAAAUGUAACCCUUACCACAAGUUAUUUAGGUUUGCUCAGCCGGCGCAAGAACGGCAAGAGCUCGGAAUAUUAAGGAGUGUUACCGCAUUACCUCGGUUGUUUAUAUCGUAUACAUGUGCCGUCUUUAGCCAUAGCUCUCAGACCAGCUCAAUAACUAGGACACUAAAUCAGCAUAUCUGCAUGUUCAGCGGCAUACUGCUUCUGGAAAGGAUUUUUUUUUACCACCUAAAAGUGAAUGAGGAUGGAAUACAAAUCACUGCUUCCGACAUCUUCACAGCGAUAGUUUCUACACUGGUGGCUGAAUUAGCUCUGAUGCAAACAGAAUUUCUAAUACUGAAGACAAGCUCUAUACACUGUAGAUUAGUGAGUUAGGACAGGUGCCCCUCACCUGUUCUCACCCAUACUGUUUUAAAGGAAAGUUCCAGCAUGAUUUCAAGGGUUUUGGCUCACUCUCUGCUUUGUAUUUAGGAAUUACUCCCACUGUCAAAGACAGCACCCAUUUAAAAGCUUAAAAAAUCUUUCAUUUUAUUUCUAAGCUUGUCAACACAUUUUUAAACAUGUCCACCACUUUGGUCUCAAUCUCAACAACUACUGGAGGAUUGCCAUGACAUUUGGGACAGUACACA
Micropterus salmoides (largemouth bass) is the source of this 2502-nucleotide messenger RNA. RefSeq names its product serine/threonine-protein kinase 38-like. Gene Ontology annotation, molecular function: protein serine/threonine kinase activity; ATP binding. Gene Ontology annotation, biological process: peptidyl-serine phosphorylation; intracellular signal transduction. The record is from RefSeq and is a predicted model, not a curated record. NCBI's taxonomy places the organism in Eukaryota, Metazoa, Chordata, Actinopteri, Centrarchiformes, Centrarchidae.